Penaeus vannamei (Pacific white shrimp) is the source of this 2235-nucleotide messenger RNA. The record is from RefSeq and is a predicted model, not a curated record. NCBI's taxonomy places the organism in Eukaryota, Metazoa, Arthropoda, Malacostraca, Decapoda, Penaeidae.
ACCUACUAUGAAUAAUUGUAGUAUCGUUGUAAAACUUUUAGUAAUUGAUGUUAACCUAAAAUUACAUAUAGUUAAUUAGAUUUCCAUAUUUUUGAACGGCCAAGAAAUGCUGAAGAAGGAAAGGAAGCAUCUCAGUCACAAAAUGACAGAAGUCCCUCCGAUUUUCUGGGAAUAAUUCCUCCACCGACAUGUAUGAAUUCAGUAAAGAGAAGUCUGCGCCCAAAACUUACCUUGACCGUAGAAAUAUUCAACAAACAAAAUAAUCUCAGUUAGCAAUAAUCCCGAGAGGAGUAGUUUAACCCGUUUUUGGCGUGGUAUCUGAGUGCACCUUCAGUCACUGUAAACAUGGCGGUGCAAGGAGAUGCUGGGACGAAGGAAGACAUUAAGACACAAUUUACCACGAUUGAGGGAGUUUAUAGAUUGUUACCUCUGUCGGAAUAUAGCAGACCGAAUAGAGUGGCGUACAAUAACAGUGGUGGAAGUGGUACCAGUCCCCCAGUUAGAAUGUCCUUCGUAAAUUUACCCGAGUCCAAUGGCAGUGGCAACUCGAUAAACAGUGAUAGAACCAAAAUAUGUUUUAAUUAUGGCAGAGAACUGUUUGUGUAUACUUAUAGAGGAAUUAAGAAGGCAGUAGACCUAACAAAACCUAUAGACAAGAGAGCAUACAACAAAGAAGAUGUUCCAACAUGCCAUGAUUUCAACAGCACUACAGCCAGUGGUGAAGGAGUGUCAUUGCUGGUAGGGUUGUUGGGUGGCCAGGUUCAACUCAUAGACCCUAUCACUAAGGAGGUUAAUAAAGCUUACAAUGCUGGAGAGAGACUGAUUGACAAGACAAAAGUAACUUGUGUAAAGUGGGUACCAGGCUCUCCUAACCAGUUUUUAGCUGCUCAUAGUAGCGGACAUAUGUACACUUAUAAUGAAGAACUGUUGUGUGGUGUUGAUAGACCUCACUAUCAGCUCUUUAAACAAGGCGAGGGAUACUCAGUCUACACAUGUAAAACAAAAAGCACGAGAAACCCAUUAUAUAGAUGGGUCAUUGGUGAAGGAAGCAUCAACGAGUUUGCCUUUUCACCGUGCUCAAAAUACUUGGCUGUGGUGUCCCAGGAUGGUUCUUUGAGGGUGUUUAACUUUGAUACAAUGGACUUAGUGGGGAGUGCUAGAAGUUAUUAUGGGGGUUUAUUGUGUGUUUGUUGGUCGCCUGAUGGGAGAUACGUUGUUACAGGAGGUGAAGAUGACCUCAUCACUGUGUGGUCAUUUCAAGAGAAAAGAGUUGUGGCCAGAGGACAGGGUCAUAAGAGUUGGGUCACUGUAGUGGCCUUUGAUUCUUAUACAACAUUAUAUAGUGAUAUGGAUGGUUUUGAUGUUUGUAACGAAGACACAACGAAGCAUAAUAAUGUAGGUAAUGAUGUAAGAAGUGGAAAAUCUGUUAAUAGUGCUCCUAAUUCUAAACCAAACUCUAACAGGAACUCUCUGGCCUCUGAAGGCUUAGGAUUGUCUGUAACGAGUUACCGGCUAGGAUCAGUUGGUCAAGACACUUUAUUGUGUUUAUGGGACCUUAAGGAUGAUGUGUUAAGGCAGCCAUACCUACGGCCAAGAUCGAGUACGGUUGUCAGCAGUAGUGGUGGAGUUGGAUCGACUGUGAGUGGUCAUCAGACUUCACAGUCAGUGGCUAAUGCAAAGUGCAACAAUGUAAAAGAAUCUUCUGUUGGAAGUGAUGCGUCUCACCACUCGCACUCCACCAAUUCACUCACAGCCAAGUUGGCCAACCUCAACUUUGGUGAAAAGAAGGAUAAAGAAAAAGGGGAAAAGGACCAUAAAAGAAGCCUCAGCUUAGCAUCAAAAAACUCGACACAAAAUUGCAAAAGUUCGGUGAACAAGAAUCAAGUAGGAGGUUCAACUGUACCACCGGAAGAUUCAUGCAAGACUAUGGGUACAUCAAUAUGUCCACGAUUAGAUGAGUGCCCAGUUUUAGAGCCAAUGAUUUGUAAAAAGAUUGGACAUGAACGGCUAUCUGGUCUAGUGUUCAGAGAAGACUGCCUCGUCACGUCCUGUCAGGAUGGCUGUGUCCUCACGUGGUGCAGGCCAGGGAAGCAGCCUGGUAACAAUCAGCACUCUACACCUAGUCCAACCAUAGCUGUUGCCAUGGGAGGAGGUCCGUUACCCUCCGGUGGAACAGUAGUGUAGCCUCAAAGAGUGGUAUUAAGUACUGCAAACUCCUGGACAACUGCUACAAAA